Molecule: messenger RNA, 2019 nt
Organism: Zea mays
Lineage: Eukaryota; Viridiplantae; Streptophyta; Magnoliopsida; Poales; Poaceae
Product: anthocyanidin 3-O-glucosyltransferase 2
Exons: 1
Coding region: 427-1866 (479 amino acids)
Molecular function (GO): UDP-glucosyltransferase activity
Source: RefSeq, a predicted model, not a curated record
UCUUUAACGCGAUGCUAGGCGGUUUUUUUUUGUUUUUUAUUGUGCAAUUUCUCCUUAUUGUCUGUACACUAUUGUCACACCUAUAGUUGCUCCACGUGACUUUGUAUCUGUACGAUGUCAUAUACUGUUGCUGCUUUAGCUGUAGGAGAGAAGGUGCUCCUGACCCGAUCUUUGGAUCUUGUUGUAACACGCCUAACCAUGUUCCGCUAGCCGCCAAGAGUGGGUGGCGACUGGCGAGGGCCUCCAGCUUUGCGCCGUGCUCCUUCCCCACCGGAUCUUUUCGUCCCUGUGCUCUGCUGCAUCUCUCGCCCCGUGCUGCUGCUGCUGCUGCUUCUCUUCUUCCCCGUUUGUGCUUUCCGGCGUUUCCGUCCACGCACCACUCGUAUCGCUUCUUGUAGCUUGACUGCGUGAGCACCUGAGAUCGAUAUGGCAACCCCGACCGUCGUCUUGCUUCCCGUCUGGGGCGCCGGCCACCUCAUGCCCAUGCUAGAAGCGGGCAAGCGGCUGCUGGGCAGCGUUGGCGGGGGGCGCGCGCUCUCGGUGACAGUGCUGGUCAUGCGGCCGCCGACGGAGCAUGAGGCGCGCGGGCUCGAGAGCGUCAUACGCCGGGCGGAGGAGGCGGCCGCGGGCCUCGACGUGCGCUUCCACCGCCUCCCCGGCGUGGAGGCCCCGGCGGGGUGCGCGGGCCCCGUGGAGUUCAUCUCCCGGGUCGUGGAGCUGCACGCGCCGCACGUGAGGGCGGCCGUGGCGGGCCUGGCGUGCCCCGUGGCCGCGCUGCUGCUCGACCUCUUCUGCACCCCGCUGCUCGACGUGGCCCGCGAUCUGGUGGCCCCCGCCGUGCCGCCGCCGGCGUACGUGUACUUCACCUGCAGCGCCGCGGCGCUCUCCUUCUUCCUGCGCCUGCCGGCGAUGUGCGACGAGGUGGCCGGCGAGUUCGGCGACAUGGACGGCGCGGCCGACAUCCCGGGGCUGCCCCCCGUGCCGCCGCUCGCCCUCCCGACGCCGAUCAUGCGGAGGGAGCUGCCCGAGUGCAAGUGGUACGCGUACCACGGCAGGCGGUUCGCGGACGCCGACGGCAUCCUCGUCAACACGGCCGCCGAGCUGGAGCCGGGCGUGCUCUCCGCCAUCGCCAGGCGCGGGGCCGGCUGCCCUGCUGCCCCGGCGCUGUACCCGGUCGGCCCGGUCGUCUCGUUCGCCCCGCCGACCGAGCCGCCGCACCCGUGCGUGCGGUGGCUGGAGACGCAGCCCGCGGCGUCCGUCGUCCUCCUCUGCUUCGGGAGCAGGGGGUUCUUCGGCGCGGCGCAGGCGCGCGAGGUCGCCCGCGGCCUGGAGCGCAGCGGCCACCGCUUCCUCUGGGUGCUGCGCGGCCCGCCGGCGCCAGGGACGUGGAGCCCCGUGGACGCGGACCUGGCGGAGCUCCUCCCGGAGGGAUUCGUCGAGCGGACACGGGGCAGGGGGCUGGUGUGGCCGGCGGCGGUCCCGCAGAAGGAGGUCCUGGCGCACGCCGCCGUGGGCGGCUUCGUCACGCACUGCGGCUGGAACUCCGUCCUCGAGAGCCUGUGGUUCGGCGUGCCCAUGGUGCCCUGGCCGCUGUACGCCGAGCAGCACCUGAACGCGUUCACGCUGGUGGCCGCCAUGGGCGUCGCCGUGGCCAUGGACGUGGACAGGAGGAGAGGUAACUUCGUGGAGGCGGCCGAGCUUGAGCGGGCCGUCAGGGCGCUCAUGGGUGGCGACAACGAGGAGGGGAGGAAGGCGAGGGAGAAGGCCGCCGAGAUGCAGGCGGGGUGCCGGAAGGCCGUGGAGGAUGGAGGGUCGUCGACGGCCACGCUGACGAAGCUCUCUAACGCUCUCUGUCGUAAUGACUAGCGGUGCGGUGAGGUCAUUUUUUUCCUUUUUUUAUCUUUGAAAUAUAAUCAGUGAGCUCCGUUUUGGAAAAUUAUAUCGCUUUCCUCCUUCCUUUGUUAUUUUGGACAAGUUGAUUAUUAUAAAAUAGAACAUAACUAGCUUGUUCAAGGAGUA